AUGAGCUUCAGCGUGCCGUCGAGGCGGCUCCUCCGGGGCGCCCCGGCCCUCGCAGCCUCACAGACGACGACGACGACGACGACGACGACGACGAUGACGACCUCCCUCCUCCCCGCCCUCCAAUCCCUCACCCUCUCCCCCAACACCAACACCCCCACCUCCGCCCGCGGCAUCCACACAACCCCCGCCAAGCAAUGGUUCUGGAACCGCGAAAAGAAAGACGAAACCCCCAUCGAACGCCAGCUCGGCGGCACGCAAGCCGCGCGACAAAACCUGAUGGCCCAACUCCAGAAACCGCUCGACGGCCCGGCCAUCUUCGAAGACGAAGUCGGCCCCGCCGCCAACCAAGCCAGCGACCAAGCCAGCCACCCGCGCCUGGGGAACACGGGCGCCUCGCUCGCGCGAGAACACCUCGCGCGCAGCGCGGACCCGGACCCGCGGGCGCGCAUCCGCUGGGAGCGCAAGAUGGUGAUCCGGCAGGUGCACCACCAGACGGACCCGUUCAGCCGAGAGCCGCGGGCGGCGCGGAUCGCGCGCACGGAGCGGCAGCUGACGAGCAAGAGCCCCAACAUGGCGACGAGCACCAAGAAGCUGGUGCACCUGGCGCGGCAGAUCCGCGGCAAGACGGUGGCCGACGCCCUGGUGCAGAUGCGCUUCAGCAAGAAGAAGUACGCCCAGGAGGUGCGGCUGCAUCUGGAGGAGUCGCGCGACCUGGCCGUGGUGGAGCGCGGGAUGGGGUUGGGCAAGAAGAAGAAGGGAGACAGCGAUAACGCCGCCGGCAGCACUAGCAACAGCAGCAGCAGCGAGGUCGUCGAGAUUCAGGACAAGGAUGGCAAGUGGAUCAAGGUUGAUGACCCGACGCGCAUGUACGUGGCCGAGGCGUGGGUGAACCGUGGUUCGUUGCGGGGCAAGUUGCCUGAAUACCGGGCUCGUGGAAGGAUGAACAUCUUGAAGCUGCGUUCGGCUAGCAUUUCGGUCGUCCUCAAGGAGGAAAAGACUCGGAUUCGCGAGGCCGCCGAACGCGAGGCCAAGAAGCUCCGCCAAGGUCCCUGGGUGCAUCUCCCCAACCGCCCGGUUAGUGCUCAGCGGCAGUGGUAUUCGUGGUAG
This is a messenger RNA of Chaetomium globosum CBS 148.51, 1107 nucleotides long. RefSeq lists its product as uncharacterized. The transcript is spliced from 3 exons. Lineage: Eukaryota; Fungi; Ascomycota; Sordariomycetes; Sordariales; Chaetomiaceae. Gene Ontology annotation, molecular function: structural constituent of ribosome. Gene Ontology annotation, cellular component: ribosome; mitochondrial large ribosomal subunit. Gene Ontology annotation, biological process: translation; ribosome assembly. The record is from RefSeq and is a predicted model, not a curated record. Bases 1 to 1107 code for a protein of 368 amino acids.